UACGCGAGAUCCGACUUUCUUUGCUCAGGUAGUUCCAGGAUGGGAACACGGUGAAUUUAAGAAACCAAGACAUCGCAUACCAACGUGCUCUUUAAAACUUAAGAACUAAAAGUAUUUGUGUUGCAGCUGUUGCUCGCAUUGUUUCAGGUUAAAGUGGAACUACUAGGCUACUCGUCGUCAUCUCUUGUUAAGCAUGCACACGGACGCAUAAACGUCAAGACGCCGUGGAGUUUGUAUGAAAGCUGUCCUAAUGUUUCAGAUCGCCCCAGCAUCGCUCUCUAACACCCAGCAGGCGGAGAUCGAUGCUCUCGACGUGGCCUCUAAUAAACUGCGCUAUUUUCCUCGUUAAUGUCACGUUUAAAACACCCUCCGGCUUUUAGUUUGUGUCCUCGUACGCAAAUGAUCAGAAAAGCUCCUCUACAGAUGCGCUGUAAGGACUGCGGAUCUUCCUUAAGCGUUUGAUUAAAAAAAAAAAAAAUCAUAUUGUACGAUAUUCCAGGCGGUGGGUGAGUCGGUGAGACGAGACUGCUUCAAGGUGAUUUUGGGAAAGAUUCGAGCCAUCGGGAUUUUUCGUGGGGAUUCAUUCUUUGGAGAAUGAUGUGGGGUGGAAGAGGAGCAGCUUGGCUUUGGAUUUGGGCCUGUUUACUGGUGACCAGCGUUUUGGCUGGAAAAAGCUCCAGUCAAAGCGCAGAUGAGCAGAAAGACAACACCACAGUUUUCACCAGGAUUCUGGACAGCCUCCUCGAUGGCUACGACAACCGUCUCAGGCCUGGGCUCGGAGAGCGUGUAACCGAAGUCAAGACUGACAUUUUCGUGACGAGUAUCGGGCCGGUCUCGGACCACGACAUGGAGUACACCAUCGAUGUGUUCUUCAGGCAGAGCUGGAAGGACGAGAGGCUGAAGUUCAAAGGUCCUAUGGCUGUGCUCCGUCUCAACAAUCUCAUGGCCAGCAAAAUCUGGACCCCCGACACGUUUUUCCACAACGGAAAGAAGUCAGUCGCCCAUAACAUGACCAUGCCUAACAAACUGCUGCGGAUCACAGAGGAAGGAACUCUGCUUUACACCAUGAGGCUUACAGUCAGAGCUGAAUGUCCGAUGCAUUUGGAGGACUUCCCAAUGGACGCCCAUGCAUGCCCUCUCAAAUUCGGCAGCUAUGCCUACACGAGGGCUGAGGUGGUGUACGUUUGGACGCGAGGGGCAGCGCAGUCUGUGGUCGUGGCUGACGACGGCUCUCGGCUCAACCAGUAUGACUUGAUGGGACAGACGGUGGACUCGGGUGUGGUGCAGUCCAGCACUGGAGAGUAUGUUGUCAUGAAAACACAUUUCCACCUCAAAAGGAAGAUCGGUUACUUUGUCAUCCAGACAUAUUUGCCGUGCAUCAUGACCGUGAUCCUGUCCCAGGUGUCUUUCUGGCUCAACAGGGAAUCUGUCCCCGCCAGAACUGUGUUUGGAGUGACCACUGUCCUUACCAUGACCACCCUGAGCAUCAGCGCGAGAAACUCUCUGCCCAAGGUGGCCUAUGCCACAGCCAUGGACUGGUUCAUCGCCGUCUGCUACGCGUUUGUCUUCUCGGCUCUCAUUGAGUUUGCCACAGUAAACUACUUCACCAAGAGGGGUUACGCCUGGGAUGGGAAAAGUGUGGUGCCAGAAAAGCAAAAGAAGAAGAAGGAGUCAUUGCUGAAAAAGAACAACACCUACACGGCCGCGACGGCGACGACGUUUGCUCCGAACAUUGCCAGAGACCCUGGUUUGGCAACUAUUGCUAAAAGUGCCCCCCCUCCGCCAACCGAGCCCAAGGAAGAGCCAAAACCCAAACCCCCCGAGGCCAAGAAGACCUUCAACAGCGUGAGCAAGAUCGACAGGAUCGCCAGAAUAGCCUUCCCGCUGCUCUUCGGAACCUUUAACUUGGUGUAUUGGGCCACUUACUUGAAUAAAAAACCCAAAUUACAGGGCGCCCAGCAGCCACACUAAUUCCAUCUCCUCGGUUUUUCUCUCUUUUCUUUCUUAUGUUUCUAAACAAUAACAAAAAAGUGAAGCGAAACGAUUUGUUUCAAUGAUAGUCCAGCUCCCACUUUCAAGUUUGUGUCGACAUAUGUAACAUACUGUAUCUUCCUAUAAUAACGAGAGCGACUGUAUUAUGUACAAACCACUGCACUGGAAGGGAACUCAUACUAUAUAUAUAUACAAACAGACACAGUAUAUCAGACCUGAGAGAAUGCUAUUCUGCAAAUGCACAUAGAAUUAUAGUUUAAAACUCCCUUCCUUAGAGAAUAGUUAACCCCCC
Messenger RNA from Sinocyclocheilus rhinocerous, 2284 nucleotides. Its product is annotated as gamma-aminobutyric acid receptor subunit alpha-1-like. Gene Ontology annotation, molecular function: extracellular ligand-gated monoatomic ion channel activity; GABA-A receptor activity. The transcript is spliced from 10 exons. Gene Ontology annotation, biological process: gamma-aminobutyric acid signaling pathway; monoatomic ion transmembrane transport; chloride transport. Gene Ontology annotation, cellular component: membrane. Bases 595 to 1971 code for a protein of 458 amino acids. The record is from RefSeq and is a predicted model, not a curated record. NCBI's taxonomy places the organism in Eukaryota, Metazoa, Chordata, Actinopteri, Cypriniformes, Cyprinidae.